Molecule: messenger RNA, 5345 nt
Organism: Xyrichtys novacula (pearly razorfish)
Lineage: Eukaryota; Metazoa; Chordata; Actinopteri; Labriformes; Labridae
Source: the annotation of a GenBank genome assembly
GACUGAAGUGAAGAUAGGUAGAGGCAGGUAGGAAGCAGUUCUCUUGUUGGACUCACUUUCACCUCAGAGGGCGUAUACUAACCAUUUGUACAUGCAAGUGGUGUAGGUUGACUCUGACACUCAAACAAAAUGACAGUCUUGAAAUCCUCCUCACUGCUGAGGUCCUGUGCUCACAGCUUGAGGUCUGUGGAGGCUCUCAAACACAGCCGGACUUCGAAAAUAUGCAACACGAGUUUACUCCAGUGGUGCAGGUAAGUUCUGGUUCUUCUUGUUUUUGGGUUUAAUUGAAAAAAUGUUGUUCCUUUUACGCUGAAACUUGUGUUUCCUGCAAUCACUGCUGCAGGCUCAGUGUAAAAAAACACCUCUGUUUCAGCUGGUGACAGCGCUCUCUAACAGAUAUGUGGACAUGAAUGUGGUCAAUGAUUAAGAAAGAAGGUUAUCUGGCCAUGGUGGGACGGUCCAUCAUUACAAGCAUUUUUCUCUCUGUACCUUUCACCCACUCCUGGUCUCAACAUUCUAAUAUCUGCAGUCAAUGCACCUCAAACUUUAGUCUAAAAGAAAAGGGAAGGGCUGUGUUAGGAGUCACUUUUAAGAUUUAUGGUUGGUCACAGUGCUAGUGCUCUGGCUGGGACCCUAUAUGUACUGUUGAUGAAUUUGUGGCUAUAGAGUGGCGUUUUGGAUGAGUGCGUGACUCCCUGUAUUGCUAUCUGGGGUCGUUGCUAAAGUUGGUAUAACUAAAGAAGCAACAGUCGGCAACAUUCAUCUCUUAAAACAUUAAUUGAUCUGCAGCCAAGUGACUGAAUGAAUCAUCACAACAUUAGAACUGCUGAUUUGAUCAUGUCAGUACAUCACAAAUGGAGACCAAAGUUGAAAGCACCUUAAUCAAAUCAAAGAGACAUCCAUAUCCAUGUGAACUUAAAUUAUAAUUUAUAAUUUACUUCUCAGUCCAAGUAACUUCAUGUUAGCACCAAAGGGUUUCAAGACGAUGAUUGUAUUUUUUCGUAGAGGCAGGUUAAAUCCAGUUCAUGCCAAAUACACAUGCUCUGAUUCUCAGGCUGUGGACUGACACCUGAGGUUGUCUCAGGUUGUCAACUGACUCCUUUCUUUUUCUCAUUUCCAGGUCUCUCCAUGUGGACUGCCCUCCUCACAUUCCCUCUCUAACCACCAGCUAUGUCCACGGCACCUCCUCGGUCUCUCUGCUCCCCCUGACUGUAGGGGGGAGCCUGGACUGUGCUGUCGAACGCUGGCCUGACCGUGAAGCUGUAGUCUUCCUGCAGGAUGGUGUUCGUAAAACCUUUGCACAGUUUCAGCAAGAUGUACGUCGAAGUUAUUCAAUCGCUAAAACUGUCAGACCACUGAUAACUCAAGGUGUAAUUUGCGGGAGUUAAGAGUGACAUUUAUUGUUGCAGGUUGACAAAAUGGCAGCAGGUCUACUUGCACUGGGCAUGAAUAAAGGAGACCGACUGGGAGUUUGGGGACCCAACACAUAUGAAUGGAUCCUUUUCCAGUUUGCCUCAGCAAAGGCUGGGAUUAUACUGGUCAGUGCGGAGGUUUUACCUUUGUUUAUGGUGUUAAUAGGCCGUUAAAGUGAUAUUUCUUCAGCUGGGUGAACAGAUGACAUAAGCCCCUGACCUUGGUUACCAAAUACCGUGGUGUCAAAAGGUCGGUCCACAGCUUAUUGGACUCUUUCAGGGGCCCUGAGAGAUAUCCUGGAACUGUAAAAAGUGUAAUCUGUUAUAUUACAGCCAAAUUACAACCUGUAUUUUUUAUGUUAUAAACUGCUGAAUUGUGUCUUGAUAAAGUAAACAAAAAGCUGCUGUUCUUGUUCUAUUUGCAGGUGUCCUUGAACCCAGCGUAUCAAGUGAAGGAAGUGGAGUUCACUCUAAGGAAGGUAACGUGAACUCUUGCAAGGCAUACUUACACAACCACGUGCAUACACCUGACAAAGGACAAUUAUAAAAUAGAGUAAUCUGACAGAACUCUUUUUUCUAUUCCAGGUCCAGUGUAAAGCUGUUGUCUGUCCUUCUCACUUCAAAACACAAAAUUUUGGUGAGAUGUUGAGGGAGAUCUGCCCGGAGAUAGACAAGAUGCCUGCAGGCAUGCUCAAAAGCUCCAGGUUAGACAGAAUCCAUCUGAAUGAUCCAGUGUAAUACUUAGUCUUUGUGAUAUAUUGAUACUUGAGGAGUGAGUAAGGAUCCCUCAGAGGGUUAAGGUAUAUGUUAUCCAGCCCUUUCACUAUUCCUUCACAAAUGCCUGUGCUCAUUAUUAAUUACAUUGACCUGUCAGGACUCCUGGACGAUUCGAAGGACUCUUUUGUAACACAAAGAUCUUGUAUCUGGCUCCCAGGUUGCCAGAUUUGCGUUUGGUGAUUCUGAUAGAUAGCAGACAGCCAGGGAUGCUCCAUGUAGAGGACGUAAUGCAAGCAGGAGAGAGUCAGCACCAUAGAGAGCUCAUGGAUCUGCAGAAGAAGCUGUCUUUUGAUGAUCCAAUCAACAUCCAGUUCACAUCAGUAAGAUUACAUGUUUCUUUCUUGAACUGAUUGCAUCAAGUCAUGUGGGUCUAUUAGAGAUCAAUUAAUGAUGCUGUUUUCUUUGCAUUAGGGAACAACAGGGAGUCCAAAGGGAGCAGCUCUUUCCCACCAUAAUAUUGUAAAUAAUGCCUACUUUAUCGGCCACCGAGUGGGUUAUGGAUGGAGGGUAGGUCCAGAUUUGUCUCUUUGUUUAAUGACAGAAAAGCGAAACUUUAAGUGACCUGAAUUUCAUCCUUCUGAUUAGCCUCAGGUUCGAGUAUGCGUUCCAGUUCCCAUGUAUCACUGCUUUGGCUCUGUACUGGGAGGGAUGUGUAUGGCAGUGCAUGGUGUCACUCUGGUCUUCCCCUCCACUGGGUACAACAGUGAAGCUAAUCUAAAGGCCAUACAGAGUGAAAAGUAAGGCUCACUGUAUAUUAUUAAAAUGUUCUCCAGAUAUACAGAGAGCCACGCGCUCAACCAAAACGCCACUCUAUAACCACGAAUAAUGCUCAGAACAGCACCUAACUUCAUCAACUGUACAUAUAGGGUCCAAGCCAUACUACAUGCCACCAAACAUCUUUUUAGCUUUGCCUAAUUUAUUAGCAAAGAGACUAAACACAACUCACCUACUCUCUUCCAGCAGCCGCUUGUUUGUACGGAGACCUCCAGGUGAGUCCAUCGACUGCAGCAGGGUGACGCAGCUCAAGGAGGAACAUUUAUGAUCAUCACUUUAUCAUUUCCUUGAAGUAAUAAUCAGCGUCUCUGUCUGAUUGCAUUUCCACGAGGAAAUGAUCAGAAAUGUUCUUCCUUGAGCUGCUUCACCCCGCUGUAGUUGAUGGACUCACCCAGAGGUCUCUGUACAAACAAGCGGCUGCUGGAAGAGAGUUAAUGUGUUUGACCCUAACUUAAUUUUACGCCGGAAUCUCCCUUUAAAACAACUGCUAAUUUUAAUUCUUUAAUCUUCAACCAAGGUGCAGUUUCAUCUACGGCACUCCUACAAUGUUCACCGACAUGCUAAGUCAACAAGUUGUACACAAGUGUGACAUGUCUUCAGUUGAGGCAGGUAAGACAUUGAAAGACUGUCAUGAAGAGAAUAUUUUGAGUGUGAUUUGAAGUUUGCAUUUAACUAACUCGUUCCUUUAUUUCAGGUAUCAUGGCCGGUUCUCCGUGCCCCUCUGAGAUCGUGAGAAAACUUAGAUCGGACAUGAACAUGAAAGAGAUAACGGUAGGCUGUCCUUUCCAAACUGUGUUACAUCAUUAAGAUUCCCCCAGCACCUUGAACAUAUGGAUUUUUGUGUUUUUACAGAUAGGUUAUGGAACCACUGAGAAUAGCCCACUUACAUUCCUCGGAUUCCCACAAGACAAUGAAGAGCUAAGGACGGACACUGUUGGAUGCAUCAUGAGCCACACAGAGGUACUGCUUGCAUACUUCUAUCCACCAUAACAACACUCCAACUCAUCCGUUAUUUUUUAUCCUACACAGGCUAAAGUGGUGGAUCCUAGUUCUGGGGAGAUCGUCCCUUUGGGGGCCUCAGGAGAGCUGCUGAUCAGAGGUGCAUGUGUGAUGUUAGGAUACUGGGAGGAUCCCGAGAAAACCGAUGAAGCAAUCUGCAAAGCUCGCUGGUACAGGACAGGGUAAGAGACUGGAUAAUAAACAGGCUGAAUUCAAAGUUGUGGCUCUUGAUUGGUGGCCACUGCAACCAAAAGAGCAUUUCCACUUUAAACAGACCCAAGCUCCACUUCUCCACUGUGCAAUUAUGGGCAGCAAAAGCCACAAAUACACAGUGUUAUCCUGAGGCACCUCUUUUUACCAGCGUUUACACAGUGUAUAUAAAAGAUAACACGAAGUAACGGUGGCCUAUAAGGACAAAAAGCCCCUGUGAUGCAUGAUAAGUAUGUGUGAUUACUUCCACGCAGUGACACAGCCAGUCUGAACGGUCUGGGGUACUGUCGCAUUGAAGGCCGUAUGAAGGAUCUGAUCAUCCGAGGAGGAGAAAACAUCUACCCAGCUGAGAUAGAGCAGUUUCUUUUUACACAUCCCAAAGUGCAGGAGGUGCAGGUGAGAUUUACGACCACUAGAGGGCAGUAAAAUCUGAACUUUAUACAAACUCUUAGCAGCAAAGCAAUACUCUUUUAUGUGGUACAAUAGUGUGCCAUCUUUUUAUCAAGAGGAGGCUGAAGUGUAUUUUGUUGUUUCUGAUUUUAAGGUGGUAGGAGUGAAAGAUGAGAGGCUCGGUGAGCAGGUGUGUGCCUGCAUCAGGCUGAAGGAGGGCCAGAGCUGCAGUGCAGAGGAGAUCAGAGCGUUCUGCAAAGGCCAGGUCAGAGAUCAACAAAACUAUCAAAAACCCAUUUCUCUAAACCAAACCUGGACUUUUUAAAAAUCCUGUUUUUGUCCUCUAGAUCGCUCACUUCAAGAUUCCAUACUAUGUGUUCUUUGUGGACAGUUACCCUCUGACAGCCUCUGGAAAGGUGCAGUGCUGCUGCCUUACCUGAACUAUCAUAACCGCUUUGAAUCUGGUGUGUACGAUGAAAUAAAAUUGGCUUUUGCUUUGCGUUUUUUCCAGAUCAAGAAGAACGUUUUGAAGGAGGAAAUGGAGAAGAAACUUGGCCUUUGAGCGGAUCCUGAUAGAAAAUGAGAAACCAGACAGAAGGAAUGAGGAAUGAAGGAAGAGUUUAUAUCACCACUGAGCUUUAAAACUCAUUACUGUCAAUGUACAAAUUAAAAUCUUUGUAUGAUGUCUGUUUACUUGAAAUUACAAUUUUAACAUUGCACAAUAAACCGUACCUCUAUCUCCUACUGAAGGUCAAAAGGGUGAUUAAAAACUUUGGAAAAAUA